Entrophospora sp. SA101 is the source of this 1053-nucleotide messenger RNA. The record is from the annotation of a GenBank genome assembly. Lineage: Eukaryota; Fungi; Glomeromycota; Glomeromycetes; Entrophosporales; Entrophosporaceae.
AUGACUAACAAAAUACAAUUACCAAUUCGUGGCAUCUUUGAUAUUAGGAAAAAAGACGGCCCGGCACAUAUUCGUAUAGUAAUGCUCAAUUUAAAAGUUAAAGAAACACAUACAAUAUCUAUAAAAUAUGAGCAAACGCAAACGACAGAUAAUAAAUUGAUAAAUCAAUACAUGUUGAUAAAAGAAUUGGGUAGAGGUGUGCAUGGGAAGGUAAAGUUGGGAAAAGACUUGGAAACUGGAGAAUUGGUUGCUAUUAAAAUUGUUGAAAGAAUUACACGAAGACGUUUAGGUCAACAUAAUAACGAUUUAACCAAUGAACAAAAAAUCAGAAGAGAAAUUUCCAUAUUAAAAAAGUGCAUUCAUCCUCAUGUCGUUAGAUUGAAAGAAGUUAUAGAUGACCCAACGAGUAAAAAGAUUUAUAUGGUAAUUGAGUAUAUGGAAGGCGGAGAAAUAAAAUGGAAAGAUGAAAAUGAUAACCCUCUUAUGACUAUAAAUGAGGCAAGACAAACUUUUAGAGAUGUAGUGUUGGGUUUGGAAUAUCCAAAUUUGUUACUUACAGCUGAUCAUGUAGUGAAGAUUUCUGAUUUUGGUGUAUCUCACUUCAAUGAUACAGAUUUAGCAAAAACUGCUGGAAGUCCUGCUUUUUUUGCUCCAGAGUUAUGCUGUACUGAUAAAAGCCGUCCUCCGAUAACCAAAGCCAUCGAUGUCUGGGCACUUGGCGUGACACUAUAUUGUUUUAUUUUUGGAAAAUGCCCUUUUAUAGCUGACACAGAAUUUGAAUUGUUUUUUCGUGUCAUACCACAUCAACCAUUGCAAUUUCCUGAAAAUAUUUCGAUCUCCGCCGAUCUUAAAGAUUUGCUAAAGAGUUUGUUGGAAAAAGAUCCUUUGAAAAGAAUUACACUAGAUGAAGUCAAGAAACAUCCAUGGGUUACUGCUGAUAUACCCGAUCCAGAAAAAUGGCGUGAAGAAACUGAUACUAGGAAAUACCAAUUGUCACGCAGUACGAGCCUUACCCAAAUCCCUACGGCUGUGAUUGUUGAUCGAGUCAGAUAA